Molecule: messenger RNA, 342 nt
Organism: Opisthorchis viverrini
Lineage: Eukaryota; Metazoa; Platyhelminthes; Trematoda; Opisthorchiida; Opisthorchiidae
Exons: 1
Source: RefSeq, a predicted model, not a curated record
GAACUUCGUCGGACAUCCUUACUAACGAGAACCCAUCAAGACCCUCCGACACUAUGCAUGGAUCACAACCAGGCAAAUCAAGUCGAGCGAGACUCAACAGAACCUAUGGACCCGGUUGUUUUCAAUGCCACCGCACCUUCGGAAAUCCCACAAGCCUGUGCAUACUGUGAAACGUGUAGAACGAUUCUGUGUGCUGCCUGCAGUGGACAGUUUCUCGGGUCGAGAAUGAAGACUACUCACACCAACCACAAGGUGAUCGCUUUGGAGACGAAGGUCGAAGAAAUCAGAAGUCAACUAGAACACGGUUUGAAUGACUUGGCGGACAAAAAAGAUGCUUUUCAA